CAGAAAAGUCAAAGAGAGAGUCUUUGUGGGCCAACGUUGACAAGUCUUUGAUGGAGCUUCUCAGAAAUCAUACACCACAACAUUUUACUUUUUCCUUCUCUCAUUUAAUCAUCACCAAAUAUCAUGAAUAAACAAAAUAAAUCUAACUGAUAAAAAAAAAAAAUGCUUCUUAAAACUAAUCAAAAACAUUUCUUCUUAAUCCAGGCAAUCCUUGUAUCGAUCUACUUUCCAAUUUUAUUCGGUGCCGGCGGUUUUUUAAUCCAACCAUCGGCAGCGGCGGCAGUUUGCGGCAGCUCAGAUUCAACUGUUUGCUAUAAGCAGAGCCACGUCAGACUACUGGCGGGGGCCGCCGCCCCCACUCCUUCUCCUUCUCUAGGUGCAAAAUUCACAUUGGUAAACAAUUGUUCAGAGACGAUUUGGCCAGCAAUCCGAAGCAGCGUAGGCUCACCAAACCUAGAAAGCACAGGAUUCGAGCUCCCCAUCGGCACAUCACGCGUCAUCGACGCCCCAACUCGCUGGACCGGAAGUUUCUGGGGCAGAACCAACUGCGCCUUCAACGACUCCGGCAAUGCCACCUGCAGCACCGACUACGCCGUCGCCACAUUGGCGGAGUUCAGCGUCGGGUUGGGCUCCGCCGACUUUUAUGACGUCAGCCUCGUCAACGGCUUCAACCUGCCCCUGCGGGUCGACCCCGUCGGCGGGUCGGGUCAGUGCAAUUCAACCGGCUGCGUGGUGGAUCUAAACCGUUUGUGCCCCGAGGAGCUGAGAACCGAUGGCGGCGGCGCCUGCCGCAGCGCGUGCAACGCGUUCAACACCACUGUGCACUGUUGCAGAGGGACGACGUGCAGGCCGACGCUGUACUCCCAGCUGUUCAAGAAUUCGUGUCCCCUGGCUUACAGCUACGCCACCGAUGAUGCCACCAGCACCUUCACUUGCCCCUCAACCGCCGAUUACGUCAUCACCUUCUGCGCAUCGAGUAUUCCCGGUCAAAACAUAUCCGUAGAUGAUAGCCCUGCGAUUGGAUUAGGGCCAUCUCCGGAGCCAUCUUUCCCAAGGACAUCUGAUCCAGGAACAUCUUCUUCUCCAAUAAUAGGAACUAUAGCAGGAGUAAUAAUUGGCAUAUUGACUAUAGCAUCAAUUGUGUCAUACUGCUAUAUUAAAAGACGACAUGUAUCAGAAGGUCCUUAUCAGUUGAGCAACCAAGAUAUAGAAAAGUUUCUAAUCCAACAUGGAUCACUCGCUCUAAAGAGAUACAAAUAUUCCGAAAUCAAGAAAAUGACAAAGUCAUUGAAAGAUAAACUUGGUCAAGGAGGCUAUGGUAGUGUCUACAAAGGUGUAUUACCCGAUGGCUCCCUCGUGGCUGUCAAGGUUUUGAUCGAGGCGGAUAGCAACGGAGAAGAAUUCAUCAAUGAAGUUGCUAGCAUUAGUAGAACCUCCCAUGUCAAUAUCGUCAAUCUUUUGGGAUUUUGCUUCGAUAGAAAUAAGAGAGCUUUGGUUUACCAAUUUAUGGCCAAUAAAUCAUUAGACAAGUUCAUCAACAAUAAGGAUUCAUGUCCUAUAGAUUUGCAAACAAUGUACGGCAUUGCAGUUGGAGUUGCCAAAGGUUUGGAAUAUCUGCACACGGGGUGCAAUACUAGGAUUGUCCAUUUCGACAUUAAGCCACAAAAUAUUCUAUUAGACGAAGAUUUUUGUCCUAAAAUAUCUGAUUUUGGGCUUGCGAAACUAGGUAAGAAGAAGCAGAGUGUAAUAUCGAUGCUCGGGACAAGAGGGACAAUUGGUUAUAUUGCUCCCGAAGUAUUUUCGAGAAAUUUUGGAGGAGUUUCUUAUAAAUCUGAUGUCUAUAGCUAUGGAAUGAUGGUCCUUGAAAUGGCUGGAGCGAGAAAAUUUGUCGAAAAUGAGGCAAUUCAGUCGAGUGAGAACUAUUUUCCGGAUAAAAUCUACGAGGAAGUUGUACUUGAUGUAACCAAGAGGUUGGGCGAUUUCACGUUUGAAGAGGAAUUAGAAGAAACGACGAAGAAAAUGUUUUUGGUAGGAUUUUGGUGCAUUCAAACAAAUCCAACGGAUAGGCCAACGAUGUCGAAGGUUUUGGAAAUGUUAGAAGGAAGUCUACAAUCUAUACAAAUUCCACCAAAGCCAGUUUUGUGCACUCCUAUUUUACCGGCACAAGACGGUUCCUCGUCAUUUUCAACAUAUGUGGACACUGAAAAUUCAUCUAAUGUUGUAACUAUAUGAUUACUGGUUAAAUGAAAAACUGUAUUAGUUUAGAAUUGUAAAAUCUUCAUUUGUCAUUUUGAUGUGAGAAGUUUGUAAUUUUUUAGAGCAGGAAUUUUGCCCUCCACAGUAAAAUCCUAAGAGUUAAGCAUCUAAAGGACAUUUCUUUUUCCUUAUU
Molecule: messenger RNA, 2389 nt
Organism: Erythranthe guttata (spotted monkey flower)
Lineage: Eukaryota; Viridiplantae; Streptophyta; Magnoliopsida; Lamiales; Phrymaceae
Product: PR5-like receptor kinase
Biological process (GO): protein phosphorylation
Molecular function (GO): protein kinase activity; ATP binding
Source: RefSeq, a predicted model, not a curated record